Sinocyclocheilus rhinocerous is the source of this 2230-nucleotide messenger RNA. RefSeq names its product neural Wiskott-Aldrich syndrome protein-like. Bases 222 to 1532 code for a protein of 436 amino acids. Gene Ontology annotation, biological process: actin filament organization; regulation of Rho protein signal transduction. Lineage: Eukaryota; Metazoa; Chordata; Actinopteri; Cypriniformes; Cyprinidae. The transcript is spliced from 7 exons. Gene Ontology annotation, molecular function: actin binding; small GTPase binding. The record is from RefSeq and is a predicted model, not a curated record.
GCAGCUUAUUGCUGGCUUUAAUGGUUAUGUAAAAUCCAGCGGUGGUGUAUAAUUUGUCGGGAUUAAAAAGAGGCGGGACUUUAUAUCUGGCUGCAGCCUUCAAAUGCUGGCAGAGAAAAGCAAGAGCAGCCUGACCGGACCCAGUGUCGUGGACGUCUGCAUGCAUUCAGAGAUGAUGUUCUGCACCACCUUUUUGUCAGCGCCGACUGAUGAGAUACUAGAUGAGGCUUCAGAUUUGGGAGGUUGCCUGGCUCCCCUGCAGUGCCUCGUACUCCCGCAAGACGAGCUGUACGGUCCCCGCGGCUAACCUGCGGCACAGCGAGCGCACCUGUGUGGUGAUGGGUAAAAUCCUCCUGAAUGUGGGUUUAGGGGGUGGAGACAUUAGCGGACGCUGUAGCCCGUUGUUUUUACUCUCGCCCGCUUACAGUGUCGAGCGCGAGGAUGCAGGACCAUCAGGACCUUUAGGACCAACACUUCUGAUGGCAACAGUGGACAUAAAGAACCCCGAAAUCAACAAUCAGCGUUAUCAAAAUAACACUCAAAUGAACAACAUCAACUUCAACAGGAAAGACAAAGACAAAGGCAAAGGCAAGAACAAGAAGAAGAAAAUAUCCAAAGCUGAAAUCGGCACCCCGAGCAAUUUCCGGCAUGUUGGGCAUGUCGGCUGGGAUCCCAACACAGGCUUUGAUUUGAAUAAUCUGGACCCAGAGCUAAAGAACCUGUUUGACAUGUGUGGCAUUUCUGAGGCCCAGCUCAAAGACAUAGAGACGUCUAAAGACAUCUACGAAUUCAUUGAGAAGAGAGGAGGAGUAGAGGCUGUCAAAAAUGAACUUCGACGACAAGCACCUCCACCUCCACCAUCCAGAGGAGGACCGCCACCUCCCCCACCUCCCCACAACUCCGCUCCUCCCCCACCUCCUUCCAGAAGCCGAGGAGCGCCACCUCCACCUCCGCCGUCAAGAGUGCCCACCUCUGCUCCUCCUCCACCUCCUCCCUUCCGACCAGGUAUGGGAGCACCACCACCUCCUCCCCCCAGCAGAGGGCCCGGGACUGCUCCCCCACCACCUCCUCCAUCCCAGCCUGCCUCCCUGUCUCCACCAGCCCCUCCACCUCCUCCUCCAUCUUCAAUGGUCGGGGCACCACCACCGCCGCCACCACCUCCUCCGGGACCCCCUCCUCCCACGCCUCUGCUACCAGACGGGGAUUCUGGGGAGCUGCCGGGGGGUAAAUCCGCACUCCUGAACCAAAUACGAGAAGGAGCGCAGCUCAAGAAAGUGGACCAAAACAACAAGCCGCCCGUGUCCAGUGGUGGCCGUGACUCACUCUUAGACCAAAUACGACAGGGCAUUCAUCUUAAAAACGUACCGGACUCUACAGACUUGGCUCCGCCUACUUCUUCCCCCUCAUCUGGGAUCGUGGGGGCGCUGAUGGAGGUCAUGCAGAAGAGGAGCAAAGCGAUCCACUCUUCAGAUGAUGAUGAUGAUGAUGAUGAUGUAGAAGAUUUUGAGGAUGAAGAUGAGUGGGAUGACUGAUGACCAGGGCUGCCCAAAAGAAUUAAAACACUACAUUGCUCUUGACAUUCUAAAUCUUAUAAAAUUGUAAUGUAAAUGGAUGACCGAUUUGCUGUAAAUUUUUGUUGCCUUUAUGCUUUUUUGUAUUAAUCUGUGCAAUACCUCAUUUAAUCUGUAAAGGUUUGUCAUGCAUCUCCUGUAAAGGUUUUAUUUUCCUCUCCUGGAUUCACGUGCAAUUUUACAUCAAGUUUUCUUGAUUUGUAGAGUUGAAUGUUUUGGGGUCUUUUGUUUUUUUCUUUGUAAUUCUUUGAACGAAAGUUGACUCUUAAGGAACAAGAUGAGCGAGUCUUUAAUAUUGAUAUUGUGACAAAGCAAGAACACUAUUUUCAUGCUUUUCUCUUACCUUUUCUUUUUCAGUUUAGCGCUGUUGUUUUCUUAGAAACCAUAUUUAGCCCCAUUGCUAAGUUGUAAAUUUGCUCCGAGUUUGAGUCGGUUUCUAUAUUUGCACGAAUCAAAAAGAAAAAAGUGGGGAAACGGCGCAAUACGGCAGAUAUGUUUACACAUUGUGUGCUAUAGCUACUACGUCAGGACUCUCCUUAAAAUUAGAUGUGAGAAGCACUACAGUUAUUAGAAAUCUUCUGUUUGCAUAUGCUAGUUUGCAUUUUACUGGCAUUACAAUAAAUUUCACGGGCACUUUUUUUUUUUCUGUUGGUCAGAUA